Paramuricea clavata is the source of this 957-nucleotide messenger RNA. The record is from the annotation of a GenBank genome assembly. NCBI's taxonomy places the organism in Eukaryota, Metazoa, Cnidaria, Anthozoa, Malacalcyonacea, Plexauridae.
AUGGCGCAUUUCUACACAGUACCUAGCGAGUUUCUCCUUCCAUCGCUUGUAUUUAAAUUAAUCGCAAUGAUUAUUGGAGUUUUGGGAAAUAUCACAGUUAUAAUUUAUACAAUUUUCGUGGGCAAAGAAAAGACAGCAGCAUCUUACUUGGUGGGAAACUUGGCACUGGCAGAUCUUGUCGUGUGUUUAACAUUUUAUCCAGUAUGGAUCAUUGAGUUUAUACAGACUCUACUCAACAUUAAUGGUGAUCAGUAUCUAUUUUGUAAAUUAAGUCGUUCUGCCAUCUGGGCAUUGCUCUUUGCUUCAAUGGCUACACUCUUCGCAAUUACUGUUGAGCGUUAUUUCUAUAUUGUAAAACCUCUGAAGUAUCCGCUGAUUGUGACCAAACGACGAGUUUUUCUGGCUAUUUCAGGAAUUUGGCUGACUGCGUGCUGUCUUUUAAUUGUUUUACUAGUUUCUUAUAGAUAUGACUUGAGAUUAAGGAGUUUAUGCCACAUUAGAAAUCUUUAUAUACAUCAUCAUUUUAUUCAUAGUUUCAUUGGCUUCUUCCCACUUACUUUAAUAAUAAUUCUUAAUAUUCGGAUUUUGCUUGUUGCGAAGAAACAGCGAAAACGUAUCUUGGCUGAAACAGCGCUACCCGUUGCAACUUCCAAUGGACAACCUGCAAACAAAAUGAAGGCUAUACAUGGAUUUUUUCACGCUCUUAAAGACGUCAAGACAUUUUCUAUUGUUGUGAUAGUGUUGGUUUUCUGUGUCUUAACUCCAAAUGUGGUUGGGGCGGUGCUACACAAUUCCUGUGGCGAGUCUUGUCGACAGAUAUGGUUCGUUGUUUUUCACUAUGAAUUUUAUGGAAUAAACUCGAUCGUGAAUGCUUUCAUCUAUGGAAUGAGACAUGUGAAAUACCGAAAAGGUUAUCGACAUAUUCUUUUUAAAAUACUUCGCUGUAAGAAACUCUGA